GUCCGCCUCGCCAAUUCAAACCCAAAAAGUACUCUUUUAACUCACACCAAUUGGAACAUGCUUUCCUUUUCCCUGCCCAAAGUGCACAAGCAUAAGCAAUCAAUAAGCUCCCAUCUCAUCUUUCUUAUCUGCCUCUUCCUCUUUCCUUCUCUUCCUCCAAUUCUUUCUUCUCUUUGAUUCUCUCUUCCCUUUGCCUUUGCCAAAAUUCAAAACCCUAAAAACACACACACACUCUCUCUCUCUCACACACUCUUCCUCUCUCUGGUCUUGCCAAAAUCUCCUAGGAAUAUACUAUAGGGUCUCAGUUCUUUUGCCUGACCAUGCCUUUAUUUUGUACAAAUUAAAAGCUGCAAAAGGCUCUUCUUUUCUUAUCAAAAGACCAGCAUUUUAGGGUUUUUUCUCAAAUUGCAAGACUGAACCAAUUUCUUUCUGCUUAGUUGUGAUUCCACCUGAAUGAUCUGAAAGUCUUUUUUUUUUUCGUUGCCAAACAGUCUGGUAUUCUUGAACAAUGUCUGAUGAUAUGUUGAUACAUUUCUCCUCCAACUCUUCCAAUCAGUCAGACCAGUCGUUGCCCACCAAGAUUGCCAAACUCGAAGCUCGCAUGGUGGGUAAGACCUCUUCUGUCUCCUCCACCCCUGCCCAACCACAGCAACUGCAGCAGCAAGCCACCUGGACCUCUGUCUCUUCUGCAGUGAAAUUUGGGCCCGCCGAGGACUUGACUGAGCAUAUAACUUCCAGUGAUUCUGAUGAUGACAAUGGAGGAGAGUUUCUUAUACAGGCGAACACUCAGAAGCGCCAAAGGAUACAAGAAGAUAAUAAGUCAUCAGUUUUUGAACAUCUUGAGAUGACACAGGCAGUAGCUGAUGGAAGGCAAAAGACUGGGGAACCUGUGGACACAAAAACCAGUGCUGAUGCAAAUAGGAGAAAACAAGGGCGUGGUAGAGGGCAUUCUGUUUCAGGUAGAGGUCGUGGUUCCAGGGGCAAUGAUCAGAUGAGAUCACAAAUUUCUUCUUCAGCAGCAUCAGCUUCAAAUGGUCAGCUUGAGAACUCAUGCCACAAGGAUAAUAGGCAUAAAGACAACUUACGCAAUGAUGAUCGCACUUCAGCAGAGGAGGAGGUUGCUUCUCUGUGUGCAAAAGUUGCAGCUCUAGAGGAGGAGCUUCGUAAAUCUCGCCAAGAGGCCUCUGAUAAACAUAAUCUCUGUCACCAAUUAGAGAAGGAACUGAAGGAACUAAAAGAUUAUGAACAGCAAAUGAAGCCAAAGAGAACGAAAAUGAUAUCUGAUCUGCUGAUAUCUGUCUCAAAAGCAGAAAGACAAGAAGCUAGGAUGAAGGUUCGACAGGAUUCUUUAAGACUUGGCAAUGUGGGUGUGAUCAGAGCUGGAACUGUCAUAUCUGAGACAUGGGAGGAUGGGCAAGUGCUGAAAGAUCUAAAUACUCAUCUGAGACAUUUACUAGAAACAAAGGAGGCAAUUGAGCGGCAGAGGAAGUUAUUGAAGAAACGACAAUCUGGUAAAACAUCAAUUUUGUUUUAUUUGGCUAUGCAUAUUUUCUACUCAAGCGGUAUUAUUUGUGACUGUUUGGAACUUGGGAUUAAGGGAUAUAGCCAUCUAGUAUCAUCUGGUCUUUAG
This is a messenger RNA of Hevea brasiliensis (rubber tree), 1630 nucleotides long. RefSeq names its product serine/threonine-protein kinase TOUSLED-like. Gene Ontology annotation, biological process: intracellular signal transduction; peptidyl-serine phosphorylation; chromosome segregation. The transcript has 9 exons. Gene Ontology annotation, molecular function: protein serine/threonine kinase activity. Lineage: Eukaryota; Viridiplantae; Streptophyta; Magnoliopsida; Malpighiales; Euphorbiaceae. Gene Ontology annotation, cellular component: nucleus. The coding region runs from base 509 to 1630 and encodes 373 amino acids. The record is from RefSeq and is a predicted model, not a curated record.